Molecule: messenger RNA, 1061 nt
Organism: Cygnus atratus (black swan)
Lineage: Eukaryota; Metazoa; Chordata; Aves; Anseriformes; Anatidae
Product: long-chain fatty acid transport protein 6-like
Exons: 6
Coding region: 66-1061 (331 amino acids)
Molecular function (GO): long-chain fatty acid transmembrane transporter activity; long-chain fatty acid-CoA ligase activity
Source: RefSeq, a predicted model, not a curated record
CUAAGGAAAUACAGAACAGGAGACCUGAGGUGUCCAGGAGGAGUACUAUAAAAUCAAAGAGGUGCAUGGCAUGCAUGUGGCUUUCAACAGUUACUGGAGGAAUACUGGCACUGUUUGUCUCUAUGAAGAUUUUUUUCCCAUAUUUCUGGGAGGAUCUGGUCUUCUUCUUGAAGCGGAAGAGGUUAAAAUCAAUGAUAAAGAAACGGGCAAAAAAUGGAAUUCUGUCAAUAAUUGAUCUUUUCAUGCAUAGAGUGGGAAAGAUACCCCACAAGCCAUUCCUCAUCUAUGAAGGGAAUGUGCAUACCUACGAGGAUGUGGACAGGAGGAGUAACAAGGUAGCGCAGGUCUUCCUACACUAUGGGGCUCUGAAAAAAGGUGAUACUGUGGCCCUGCUGAUGGGUAAUGGACCUGACUUCAUUCAUGUGUGGUUUGGACUGGCAAAACUGGGCUGUGUGGUGGCUUUCCUCAACUUCAAUGUCCGAUCCAGAUCUCUCCUGCACUGUUGUAAUACAUGUGCAGCAAAAGCAGUGGUGAUAGGAGAAGAUUGUUUGGGAUCAAUAGAGACUGAGUUUAUCUUUCAUCUCUUGGAAAACAAUGUUAAUGUCUGGCUGAUGAGCACCAGUUCUCCUUUCCAGCAUGUUGGCACCAUCUUGGACAAGCUAGACAAUGUCCCUGAUCACCCUGUUCCGUCUCACCUUAGAGCUGUCAAUAACGGAAGAUGCACAGCCAUGUAUAUUUUCACAUCAGGAAGUACAGGUUUUCCAAAAGCUGCUAUCAUCACUCAUCUAAGAGCCCUAUCUGCCUGUUUAGCAUUUAUUCAGUGUGGAGCAACUUCUCAGGAUAUUAUGUAUCUCACUCUUCCUUUGUACCACAUCAGUGCAUCUCUUCUUGGCAUUGGUGGAUGCAUUGAAUUAGGAGCAAUUUGUGUUUUGAAGAAGAAAUUUUCUGCAAGCCAGUUUUGGAAUGACUGUAGAAAAUACAAUGUGACAAUGUUUUUGUACAUUGGGGAACUCUGUCGUUACCUUUGUAACCAGCCCAGUGUGAUGGUGGAAAGUGCCUAA